AUGGCUUCUGUCGGCUCUCCGCCCGCCCCCGAACUCCUAAAGGCAGUUCGUAACGAGCACAACAAGCCCUCCGUCUUCCGGCAGCUCCUCGUCAUCCGUCUCCUCAACGCCUGGUGGGUCCUCACCUUUUUCCAACCCGAUGAGUACUUUCAAGCCCUCGAACCCGCAUGGCGCAUGGCUUUUGGCGAGGGAAGUGGUGCGUGGAUUACAUGGGAAUGGAAGUACCAACUCCGCUCCUCUCUCCAUCCCGCUGUCUUCGCCGGAGUCUACUCUCUCGCGGAUCUCAUAGCCCAGCCUCUCCCGGCAGCUGCUAAGUCAUGGCUUCUUCUCGCCGCCCCAAAGGCCGCCCAGGCCGUCUUCGCCGCCGCCGGUGACUGGUACACCUGGCAGCUCGCUGUCAAAAUCUACGGAGCAGACAGCUCCACCUCAUGGUUCGCUCUAUUCAUGAGCAUGUUCAGUCCUUUCCAGUGGUACUGUUCAACCAGAACCUUCUCCAACUCCCUCGAGACAACCCUCACCAUUGCGGCCCUGAACUACUGGCCGUGGGAACUCCUCGGUGAAAGCAAAACUGUAAAGGAAAACCCCAAACCUGCUCAGUCUAUCCUCCACACCCCGGGAAUUCUCAUGAACCUCCGGAUUUCUCUCUUCCUCGCUGCAAUCGCCGUUCUUCUCCGGCCAACCAACAUCCUCAUCUGGGCCACCAUCGGACUUGCCACGCUCAGCCGGCCUUUACUCACCCGCUCAGUUCUCACACCGUCCACGACUCUCAUCCUCGUGCGUGAAGUUCUCUUCUGCGGCACCGCCGCACUUGCACUCUCUUUGGCCUCCGACCGACUCUACUUCGGUGAAUGGGCCUUCCCGCCUUAUACGUGGCUCUACUUCAACAUCUCCCAGUCCCUCGCUGUUUUCUACGGCCGCAACGACUGGCAUUACUAUCUCUCCCAGGGCCUGCCCUUGCUAUCCAUAGCAUACCUCCCCUUCGUCUUGAUCUCCCUCUACAAGCCUCCUUCAACUCCAUCCAAAGUCCGCUCCCUCGCUCUCAAAACUCUGGCAGGCACAGUCUACGUGAUGAUAGCGGCCCUCUCCGUAAUAUCCCACAAGGAAGUCCGCUUCAUCUACCCGCUCCUCCCCAUCCUCCACAUCCUCGCGGCGCCCUCUGUGACGUCUUUUUUCACGACAACUCCAUCCACAAAGUCCGGCAUCCCCAGACCUCGCCUUCGCCACAAGAAACUCCUAACCGUCGCCCUAUGCAUCCAUGCCCUCCUCUCCCUCUUCCUAACCCUUCUCCACCAACCGGCGCCGUUGACAGUCUUGGCCUACCUCCGGACAACCUACUCCCGCCUUAACCCGACUUCCUCUCCUACAGUCGCGACAGCCUCGCCGGCCAACUCGUCAGCAGAACUCUUCGCCCUUUUCCUAACCCCAUGCCACACAACGCCCUGGCGCUCACACCUGCACCACCCCUCCCUCCACGCCCGCGCCCUGACCUGCGAGCCACCCCUGCACACCGCCCCCAACACCCCCGAGCGCGCCAACUACCGCGACGAGGCCGACCGCUUCUACGACGACCCCCAACUCUUCAUGUCGACCGAGCUGUGGCCCGCCGGGAAGACACGGACGGAACCCGGCAGGACGGCGGGCAAACGGAUCCCGCGUUACAUCGUCGGCUUCGAGGGCAUCGAGCCGUGGAUCGCCGAGUUCUUCGCCUCCGGCGCCGGAAAGGACUUCGGCGUCACCCCCACGAGGGUCUGGCAGGGCUGGAACGGCUUCUUCAACGAGGAUUCGCGGAGGAGCGGGAAGCUCGUCGUUUGGGACACCGGGCUGUACACGACCAAGUCGUGA
Messenger RNA from Colletotrichum karsti, 1842 nucleotides. RefSeq names its product Alg9-like mannosyltransferase. The transcript has 3 exons. Gene Ontology annotation, biological process: GPI anchor biosynthetic process. NCBI's taxonomy places the organism in Eukaryota, Fungi, Ascomycota, Sordariomycetes, Glomerellales, Glomerellaceae. Gene Ontology annotation, molecular function: alpha-1,2-mannosyltransferase activity. The coding region runs from base 1 to 1842 and encodes 613 amino acids. The record is from RefSeq and is a predicted model, not a curated record. Gene Ontology annotation, cellular component: endoplasmic reticulum membrane.